UAAUAGAUCACGCGUAUACACAAUGAUUUCAUACUUUCACGUUAAUAUUUUGUAUAUAAAUACUAUUGACCCGCUUGGAACAAACGAGGCCAUUUUUCGUUUUUGUCCAAAACUAAUGCCUUCGGGUUCGGUGUAUUGGUUGUUGCGUUGUGCUCAGAAGAUUAAGCAGCAAGUCUGAUAGUUUUAAACUGCGGCUCAUUUUGAUGUAACCAUUUUUUAAGUUAACUAUUAUUUUUAUUUCGUUAAUUCGUAAUUCGUGUUAUACGUGAAUAACGGUAUAUUCCCUCUGUCAGCCAGUCAUUCCAUUAAUUGUGUUAUUUUUAUCAAUUUGGCGUAAAAAAUAAUGUUUGGAAUGGUUUCUGCUAUUCAAAUGUCAACGUUUUAAACGUUUUACCUGGACACCGAUGCCUCUAAUUAUUCUAUUAUGUAUUUGUGUUUUCGACGAUUUUUCGCCUGAAUAACGGUUAAGGUUCAUACGACACAAAAUGAAUAAUGCCUCCCAACUUCAUUCUCAGACACCCAACAUUUAUUUUUUACCCCAAUAUUCGACAAUACCUACACGGUGUCUCCUGUCCGCCGCCUCCCUCCUUUACGCAUGCACGCCAAACAACAUCUGUCGAUUUAACGGUGUAUUUCCGUAUUAGGCAACGUAUUGUUACCAGGGAAGUAUUAAGCGAUCUGUAGGCGAUUUACAUAUAAACAAACACGAUGAUAAUUUAUUUUAUGUGCUCUGUGGAAAUCGUUCACGAAUCCCCACGGAGUUAACGAACAAAAAUGAGCAAAAUAAUAAUUAUUAAAACUAGAUUCAAAAAUAGUUAACGUUAUUGUGAUAACGUUGUUAUAUAUUAUAAUAAAUAUUGUUUUAAUACUAUUAAUAUGGCCAUUGUGUUCGGAUCGCUUAAAUCGUUGCAAUUACUCGUACCAGUUCUUUACGUAAAACAACACGGUUUGAAAUUAAUACGUCUAGAAAAAGAAGACGUUCUUAUACCCGUCGAGUUUGUCUAUUAGAUAACUGUUCUUAUUUUUAAUUUAUUGUGCGCUGACAAAGCGUAUUCACGACAUCGAUUUCUUCUUGAACUGUGUGUUUGUGGGGGGGGGGGGCAUACGCUAUUAAAUAUUUCAUUGCCCAGAGCGUCGUUUGUAAUACGAACCUGUUUAGUAUUAUUACAACGUGAGCUCACACAAAUAAGUAUAUACACAUGCAUGCUCGAUCGCGCGCGCUUGUAUACGUGUAUGCAUACAUACGUCGUCUACACACACACGGAUACGAUUAAAUGCGGAUGGACGAGGAGACCAACGCCGUCAGUCGGCCAUAACGACGUCGAUCGGCGGUCACCUCGUUGCUGCUCGACGACUAUCGGUGGGUCGUUUCUGUAACCGGCGUCGGCAACGACAUCAUUGUGCGUGGAGAGCACGCACGGUAUAACAAAUCGGAAUAUUCGGUGAAAACAUAAUGUUGACGCUGUCGGUAAGGAACAGGAGUAAAUCUAAACGGGCGCCGACGCCCAAAAUUGACGAACAAUUGGAACGUAUCGGACUCAUGAGACACGUGGUGCCCAGGGACGGCAACAGCCUAUUCCGGUGUAUCUCGCAGUGCGUGUUCCUUACGCAAAGCUGUCAUAUGGUGGUCAGGCAACAUCUGUUAGAAUUUUCCAGGCUCCAGGCCAUAGAGUUUGGCAAGAUGACCCAACUGCCGGCCGCCAUGUACGCCAAGAAAAUCACCGACACGAAACUGGACGGUGAGCUGUUGGACAUGCGUGUUGCUGCUAAAGUCUAUCGCAUAAACAUUACGUUCUAUGUGGACGCUCAUCCGUUCAUACCGCUGGUCGUCGAUAUCCCCGACGCUGUCAAAACGUUGAACAUAUGCUUGAACUACGAAGGCACGUACGACUUGGUAUUAGUCAAAGAGUCGGUGGAGAACAUAUCAUUCUGCCAGGCGGUCGUCUACGAAAUGCUCUACAAAAACGUGUUCAUGUUGGCCGGAGUUGAUUUCGCGGUCAAGGAAAUGUUGUUCGAACGCAACUUGCCGUCGUCCCGGUCCAACGACCGGCUCAGUUUGGAGAAACGAGCUACUUGCACGGACAUGAAGGAGUUGUUGGAAAUCGGUAUCACGCCGUUCCCGUUCAAAGUGGCCAAGGCGCUAACGCCCAAACUGUACCGAAACACUGAGUACGACAUAUGGCUGAAUAGCAAAAAAGAAAAGUUCUACGGUCGAUGGAACAACUGGGAGUUCAAGGAGGGCAGUAAGUGUUUGGUGAGUAUCGAUGACCACGAGUACGACUGUUACAUUCAACGAAUCCGUGAAAAAAAUGAACCCGUCGAGGUGUACGUUAAAGAUCUGGCACGGAAAAUCGAUGUGGAAUUCGAUCAGUUGCGGCUGAUGCCCGUCGAACAGGACGUCCGCGACCUGACGGCCGAUGGUGGAAGCCCUCCCGUCCAGGUGGGUCAAGUGUCAUCGUCCACACCGGACGAACCCGGCAAGGCGACCGGCCAUAGUGACGAAAAACAGGAGUUGUCGCACCGCGUCGACGUUUCGGCCGAAUAUCACCGUAGGGACACUCCGCGCCCUCGCCGCCAGCAAACAACACCCGAAAUGUGCACAAUGCCGACACAACUUUCCGGACACGCUGUACAUCCGCCGCCCAAUUAUUAUGUUAGACAUUAUCCUCCGCCGCCGCUACCGCAAAUGCCUGCUUUGCCCUUGACUACACUGAAUUCUUCCUGCGGCAAUAUGGUACAACAUCCUUGGUACAUGCCCACUCCUCCGCCGGCACUGCCGCCGUUCAAAGAAAGAUUCGUGCUGGUCGAGCAGCCGCCGCUGGCGGGUAACAUAAACCGCCAUAUAGUGUCGCCGCCCAACUUCCAGUUUGUUAAUUUCGUGGAAGGGUUGCCGCCACCACCACCACCGCCACAUUUUCAACAAUUGUCGCCGUCUUGGUAUUGUGUUACCGAACACCAAACGGCCGGCACCACGUGCAAGUGUGAGCAAUGUGACAAUAGCAAUGAAAGCGUUACCGCCUCGACCAUGGAUUUCAAUCGUGCGUAUCAUCAUCAACCUUGGCCGCAGGAGUACGACGCUUCUACCAGUGAUCAUCCAGCGUCGCAUCUUAACAGCAAAGACUGAUACGGUGUAACCUCAAGACUGACCGAUUAUGUUUUUUUUAAUUAAAUUGUUAGGACAGUAAUUAACCAACAAUUGUUUUUUUUUAUUAUAUGAUAUAUCAAGAUGAUUUUUUUUAUUUAUGUUACUACUAUUCAGUAUUACUCGCUAGGUAUAAAAGGACAAUUUUUUAAAUUUUGUUUUCCAGUUUUAAUAUAUUAUAAUAUUGUUAUUUAUUAUUUCCAUAUUGCGUGAGACACUCAAUGAGCUCAACCAAAUAAGUGAACUACGUUUUUAUUGUUUUUUUAUUUUUAUCUAUUCCUCAGUAAAGUAUCGUGCAGGAUGUUUAUUAAGCAUAUUUAUAUAUUAUUAUGUUAUUUUCUAUUUAUUAUAGAUUUGUUAAAGACUAAAACGCUAGAGACUGAUUAAACGUUAAAUGUUAUGCAAGUUAAACGGUGAGACAAAAACAUUGUGUUAUAUUAUAUUGUUUUUACUGUAAUCUAAAUGGUCUAAAGUAUUUUCAUUAAAUGUUAUUUAUCAGGAA
Adelges cooleyi (spruce gall adelgid) is the source of this 3644-nucleotide messenger RNA. Its product is annotated as putative bifunctional UDP-N-acetylglucosamine transferase and deubiquitinase ALG13. NCBI's taxonomy places the organism in Eukaryota, Metazoa, Arthropoda, Insecta, Hemiptera, Adelgidae. The transcript has 2 exons. The record is from RefSeq and is a predicted model, not a curated record. The coding region runs from base 1454 to 3124 and encodes 556 amino acids.